Molecule: messenger RNA, 1679 nt
Organism: Drosophila novamexicana
Lineage: Eukaryota; Metazoa; Arthropoda; Insecta; Diptera; Drosophilidae
Gene: Adgf-B
Product: adenosine deaminase 2
Exons: 2
Coding region: 63-1625 (520 amino acids)
Biological process (GO): inosine biosynthetic process; adenosine catabolic process
Molecular function (GO): adenosine deaminase activity
Source: RefSeq, a predicted model, not a curated record
UUGUAACAAACUUAAAAAAAAAACAAAUACAAAAGAAAAGUGCCGACAAAAUUUGUACCAAAAUGUCCUCAGGCCUGUUAAUGCGAGCGUUGCGCCAUAUGUCGGGUCAGUCGGCCAGAUGUGGCAAGAAGAAGUACGAGACCCUAUCGAUGAGCCGCAGUCUGAGGGACAUAACGCCCGAGGCGUAUUCCACGCUGCGCAGCGUUAUGAUCCAAAUGGAACGCGCCUCCAGUCUGGGCAACAGUAUGCAACUGACGGAUGAAGAGUCGGCCGCCAAUAAGGUGUUGAUGGCAGCCAAGUCCAAAGAGCUGGAGAAGGGUUUUCUGAAUCCGUCCAAAUUCACACCUGGCCAGCACAUAUUCCAGGUGCUCAAGAAGGUGGAGAGAUCGCCGCUGUUUGGUCUGCUGAAGACAAUGCCCAAGGGCGGCAUUUUGCAUGCCCACGAUACUGCACUCUGCAGCACCGAGUUCCUCAUUGGGCUCACCUACCGCGAGAAUCUGUGGAUAUGCACCGCGGACGAGGGCUGCCGGGCAAUUGCAUUUCGGUUUUCCGAAUCGAAGCCCACAAUGAAGGCAAUGGAGGAAUGCAACUGGGAGCCCAUGGCUGAUUUCCGUGAGCGUCGCGGCGAAGAGAAUGUGAAAAAGUAUCUGCAAAGCAGGUUCAGCAUGUAUCCGUUCUCCAGCUUUCUGUCCAACAAUCAGGCCUGGAACCAGUUCAUGAGCAUUUUCAUACUGCUCGAUGGGCUGCUGCUCUAUGCGCCCGUCUGGGCCGAAUACUACUACAAUGCCCUGACGGAGAUGUAUGCGGAUGGUGUGCAGUAUCUGGAGCUGAGGUCCCUGCUACCAGAUCUCUACUGCUUGGAUGGCGCGCCUCUGAAGAUGGCCGACACAGUGUCUAUAUAUAAAUCGGAAACGGAACGUUUUAUGGCCAACAAUCCGGAUUUUAUUGGUGCCAGGCUCAUCUAUGCGCCACUGCGGGGCGUCGAACCAAAAGUUGUCGAUGAGUAUGUACAGAAAUGCAUUGCACUUAAAAAAGAAUUUCCCACAUUUUUGACAGGCUUCGAUUUGGUGGGCCAGGAGGAGCUCGGCCGUCCACUAAUUGAUUUCGUGGAGCCAUUGCUCAAGAUGCCCGAGGAUAUAAACUUCUACUUUCAUUGCGGCGAAACGAACUGGUUCGGCACCUCCAUCGAUGAGAAUCUGAUAGAUGCCAUACUGCUCGGCACGAAGCGCAUCGGGCAUGGCUAUGCGAUUGUCAAGCAUCCGCUGGCCAUUGAGAUGGUCAAGAAACUGGACAUUGCCAUUGAGGUAUGCCCGGUGUCGAAUCAGGUGCUGCAGCUGGGCCAGGACUAUCGCAAUCAUCCGGCUGCCAUGUUGAUAGCGAAUGAUGUGCCCAUUGUCAUCGCAUCCGAUGAUCCGUCCUUCUGGCGUGCCACGCCCCUCACACAUGACUUCUACUUUGCAUUCCUGGGCAUUGCGCCAUUUAGUGCAGAUCUAAAGCUGCUGAAGCACCUGGCAGUUAGUUCCAUUCGGUACAGCGGGCUCACGGAUAAGGAGAAGUCCACGGGCAUGGAGAAAUGGCAAAAGCAAUGGAACAAAUGGAUCGAAAACUUAACAAAGGCAGCUUAGUCAAACGGCGUCAAGUAAUUAAUUAAAUUUCUGUUAUUUUCAUAAUGUUGUUUU